CCCAAAACUCGCUGACAUAAGACCAAAAUUCUCACCUCGUACCGCCCUUUACUAUACACACGACGUCAUCCCCACACCCCGCAAUCGCCCCAAACUACCACCACCACCCUCCAACGAUGUAAUGAGUAAUCCAACCCCAGCGCUGACAACUAAAUAAACUCCAAUAUAACCCCAUCCACCUGCAUCAACCCCUCCCUCCUCCUCGUAUACAGCCAGCGCCAGCCCAAUUAUACCAAUAUAUAAACCACCAAACCACCCUCCGAUUCUCACAAUGCCACAACCCCCCCAACCACAACAAUCCCACCCCAUCAUCCCCAACCCCCUCUCCCACCACCACACCCCCGGCUCCAAAAUGGCACGCGAAGAAGACAUUAAAACCUACGGCUUCGCCGCCCUCCCCCGCUCCACCGCCGCCCUGCUUGCCAGCCGCGUGGACCCCAAGCAGCCCACCGAGUUGGGGGUUGAUGAUAUCCCGCUCCCCGAUUCUCCGCUGGCUGGGAAGGUGGUGGAGUAUGCGAGGAGGGAGUUGCCGGUGGAGACUUUUAAUCAUAGUAUGAGGGUGUUUUAUUACGGAAUCGCAAUAGCUCGCUUCUCCUUCCCCGAACUCCUAACCCCCAGCUGGAUCACGACCUAUCUCCUCACCUCCCUCCUCCACGAUAUCGGUACCACACCAAAAAACAUCACAUCCACGCUCCUUAGCUUCGAGUUCCACGGCGGACUGCUGGUGUUGGAUUUACUCAAAAAGGAAGGGGCGCCAACGGCGCAGGCGGAGAGCGUGGCGGAGGCGGUGAUACGGCAUCAGGAUUUGGGGGAGACGGGGUUUGUGACUAGUAUUACUGCUGUGAUUUUGUUGGCUACGAUUUUCGACAACGUAGGCAAGAACGCGGAACUCGUACACCCACAGACAAUAGUGAAUAUCACGAAUGCGUACCCCCGCAUGAAGUGGUCGCAGUGUUUCGCGCAUACGAUUGGGCAGGAGAUGGAGCUCAAGCCGUGGGCGCAUACGAGUCAUUUGGGGGAGAAGGAGUUUAAGGAGGGGGUGUUGGGGAAUACGUUGAUGGAGCCUUUUGAGUAGGCGAUUAGGGAGAAAGAUGGUGGGAAGGGAGGAAGAGUGUGUUGGCGAUUUCUUGUACACCAUGUCUCAGGAGGAGAGGGGGUUGUGCGAAACGGAGGUUGGGGGGUAUAGUUAAUAAGGUAAUACAAAGUCACAAGUCUUGCGAAACGGAGCAGCUUUGUUGAAGUAUAUAUUAAUCCCAAUUAUCAAAAUUCUACGACAACUGGUC
Molecule: messenger RNA, 1283 nt
Organism: Pseudogymnoascus verrucosus
Lineage: Eukaryota; Fungi; Ascomycota; Leotiomycetes; Thelebolales; Thelebolaceae
Exons: 3
Coding region: 272-1075 (267 amino acids)
Source: RefSeq, a predicted model, not a curated record